AUAAGCAGUGAAGGCGAGAACCCCGAGCCGAGACACCGGGAGAGACAGAGAGGUGUCUAUUUCUUUGAAGUUGGAAGGAAGGGAAAGAAUCAAGUAGCAGCACGGUUGGACAUGGCGAUGAGAGAUAUGGUUACGGGAGGCGCGGCUUGCGCCGUUCCGGGCUCUUCUUCUUCUUCAAAUCCUCUUGGUGCACUUGCGAAUUCUCUGCUGGGCUCCGCUUCAAAGAGUCAGGAAAGAGUCAAGGAGCUCCCUGGUACUACAAUAACAGGUCCAGAUACUCCAUUUUACUCUGGGAGUAACGAUCAUGUAGCAACACUCCCUGGAUCUGAAUAUGAUCAUCAACAAUACCGGCACCCUGAUACUCAGGGCUCAGAAUUCCUUCACAGCUUCCGUUCUGCAGAUCAGGGAGGUUUUGCAGAUGCCUGGGAUGAGGUUCAUCGUGCUCCAGUUCCUCCUCAUGCUUUGGGAAGAGAAAGUCAUCCCCAAAUGGCUGAAUUUGAGCAGAUUUAUGGCCCUGGUGUUAGUUCUCAGCUCCAACCGACCUGGGAUGGGCCACCACAGAGGGUCUUGUCUAGUUUUUUGCACUCUUUUGUGGAGAGUGGCCGUGCUGGUCUUCCUUUUCAUCCGGUGUCGCUUCCAGUUUUGGGAUUGUCUGAAGGUGACAAACAAUGCAUACGUGAUCGUAGCAGCAUAAUGGCACGACACUUCUUUGCAGAUAAGAGUGAAGAUUUUAUCAAUGCACAGAUAAACGCUCUGCUUCAUUCUUUAGAUAUUGAUAAUGAUCUCCGGGCUAAGGGUCCUCUACCAGUGAGAUUCCAGGAGUUGGAAGAGUAUUGGAACGAGUCCCAACGCACCACAAGACCUGGUGCUCCUCAUGCGGUAGAUGGCUGGGUUUCUGAAUACGGCCAGUACAGAACAGCACAUGGUGAUCCUGAAGCCUGGGCACGCUCCUUUGAACAACAACAUGGUGCUAAUGGUUGGGCCUCUGAAUUUGAGCAGGAACAAUCUCAAAUCACAUCAAUGGGUAAUAUGAGAAGUGGAAACAUAUCAAGCAUGGCAGCAAUACAGCAGACCCGUAUGCUUGCACAUACAUUAGCUCAGAAUGAGGACCCAAAGUUUCAGAAUUCAAAGUUCCUUCAGUUUGUCUCCAAGAUGAGCCGUGGUGAACUUAUCAUUGAUGAUAAUCAGGUAAAACCAGCUGGGUUGUCUGCCUCAGGUGAUUGGGUUGAGGAAUAUAAAGAGCACUAUAAUGGGGUUUCUAACGCAUGGACUGCACCGUUUAUGCCUGAUCAGACUCAUCCUGGAGCUGAUAGAUGGGUGAAUGAGUUUACUACCGAACGGGAGCAAGAUGGAUCACUUGAUGAUACGUGGGUCAACGAGUUUUCCAAGUUGCAUGUUCAGGAUUGGGCAGAAGAAUUUGGGCAGCAAGUUCGUGAAGGAGCUUUGGAGGGGAGCUCAGCUGAUAAUUGGGCAAAUGCAUAUGAUGAGUUCCUAAAUGAGCAAAUAGCUGUCACACAACGGUCAGAUACAUCACGAGGGGUAUACGUCUUUUCUGAUUUGAACCCUUAUGUUGGUCAUCCCAAUCCCUUGAAAGAGGGGCAGGAGCUGUUUCGUAAAGGGCUACUGAGUGAAGCUGUUCUUGCUUUAGAGGCUGAAGUUCUGAAGAACCCUGAUAAUGCUGAAGGUUGGAGGUUACUUGGAAUAACUCAUGCGGAGAAUGAUGAUGAUCAACAGGCUAUCGCAUCCAUGAUGCGUGCACAGGAGGUGGACCCAACAAACUUGGAAGUGCUUCUUGCUCUCGGUGUGAGUCAUACUAACGAGUUGGAGCAGGCAGCAGCACUGAAAUUCCUAUAUAGAUGGCUUCAACAUCACCCUAAGUAUGGAAUGCUCGCCCCCUCGGAGCAGUCGGAUUCUCUGUAUUAUGCUGAUGUUGUUAGGUUAUUCAGUGAAGCUGCUCAGAUGUCACCAGAUGAUGCUGAUGUCCAUAUUGUACUUGGUGUCCUCCACAACCUAACGAGAGAAUAUGACAGGGCUAUUGCUUCCUUUCAGACUGCAUUGAAACUCAAGCCACGUGAUUAUUCUCUCUGGAACAAACUUGGUGCAACACAAGCUAACAGUGUUCAGAGUGCAGACGCAAUUUUGGCUUAUCAACAGGCACUAGAUUUGAAGCCGAAUUAUGUUCGUGCAUGGGCAAAUAUGGGUAUAAGUUUUGCCAACCAGGGUCUAUAUGGGGAGUCUAUUAGAUACUAUGUGCGUGCACUCUCUAUGAAUCCCAAGGCCGAUAAUGCCUGGCAAUAUUUGAGGAUUUCACUCAGCUGUGCUUCUCGAGAUGACAUGCUGGAAGCUUGUGACUCCAGAAAUCUUGAUGUUCUUCAGAAGGAGUUUCCCCUCUAACAUUCUUUUAUCUUUGGAUGGAGCAUCAGAUGAUGCUUGGCAUUGAAUAAGGUUCAGGUUCCGGGGACCUGCUUCGGUAAUUUCAUAUUC
Molecule: messenger RNA, 2484 nt
Organism: Telopea speciosissima
Lineage: Eukaryota; Viridiplantae; Streptophyta; Magnoliopsida; Proteales; Proteaceae
Product: peroxisome biogenesis protein 5
Exons: 15
Coding region: 112-2394 (760 amino acids)
Biological process (GO): protein import into peroxisome matrix, docking
Cellular component (GO): peroxisomal membrane; cytosol
Molecular function (GO): protein binding
Source: RefSeq, a predicted model, not a curated record